GGUUUAUUCAAUUUGAUUCUUAUGGAAUAACAUGAAAAAUUCAGAUUCAAUUCGCAGUAAGCGACAUCGAUUUGAUCAUUUGCCCAAUUCUUCUCAAUUUUCUUGCAAAAAGCACAGACCUUUGGUUAUCAACACAGCUUCUAUGCAUAUACAACCUCUCGGAUUGCCUCUGGUUUCAACAACCCAAACUUCUUCAUCCGAAUCGAUCAAUCUCGAGCCCUACAGACCCUACACCAUCGGACGAGCCCAUCGACACUGCGAUUUCGUUUUCGAGGACCGCCGAGUCAGUAAGAAGCAUUUCCAGAUUUUAUUUGAUGCUCUGAAUCGUAAAAUAUGUAUAUCUGAUGGUGUGUUUUGGUCUGGUUGCGGUGGGUUUUCUAGGGUUAGGGUUUCCAUGAAUGGGGUGUUUGUCAAUGGGGUUAGAAUUGUGGGAGGGGAAGUUGCUGAGUUGGGUGCGGGCAAUGAGGUUUCGCUUGUGUGUGGAAAUGAAGGGGUUUGUAGUUUGGGGGUUAGGAUUGCGUUUGUUGUGCAAAGAACUGUUUUUGUGGAGGAGGUUUUUAAUGAAACUGUAUCUAAUUUUGGAGAAAAUGGAUGUGGUAGAGUUGUUGCGUCGGUGAACUUGCGUUUAAGUCAGUGCAGACAGAUAUUGCAUAGCAAAUAACCCUAUAUUGUCC
Messenger RNA from Camellia sinensis, 674 nucleotides. Lineage: Eukaryota; Viridiplantae; Streptophyta; Magnoliopsida; Ericales; Theaceae. The record is from RefSeq and is a predicted model, not a curated record.